Messenger RNA from Scophthalmus maximus (turbot), 1376 nucleotides. Its product is annotated as laminin subunit gamma-2. Bases 281 to 1321 code for a protein of 346 amino acids. The transcript is spliced from 9 exons. Lineage: Eukaryota; Metazoa; Chordata; Actinopteri; Pleuronectiformes; Scophthalmidae. The record is from RefSeq and is a predicted model, not a curated record.
AUUUAAAAUGAAACAGUAGGCUCAUGUAUAACUUUACAAGGAGCGGUGGCGCCCCUGCUGGCUAUGCCACGUAACAACAAGAGAUCUGCCCAGUUUGUUCAGUUUUUUCCGCCUAAAGCAAAAUCACAUGAUGUGUAUUUUUGUCAUAUGACUCUGAUGAGAGGACUGAUCCCACUGCGAGCGAGCUUCGCCGACUUCCACUGUAAAAACAAAGGCAGCUCGACCUCGUCAGGGAUGAGAUGCUGUAGACGGACACUGUUUGGUGGUCGUACUGGAUAAGAUGUGGAGGAUGGAGUGUCGGGGACUUCUGCCUGUAUUAGCCGCCGCUUGUUUCAUAGGCCUGGUGGGAAGCCAGACCACACUUACCCCUGCUGUGAUUGACACCACUCCUGUCGAGAAUGUGACCAGUCUGACUCUGACUCCCGUGAUUCUCAGCAGCACGACCCCGGGCUGCUUUGCGUUCAACACUUCGACUUGUGAGCCUUGUGCACCGGGAUCACAAUACGACAACAACACCCUGCUGUGUGCGUGCUGUUCAGACCCUGGGCUGUGUCUAUUUCCUGGAGCCUGUCUGGCAUGCACCAGAGGUUUCUAUCAGCCACUUGCAGGACAGCAGCAGUGUCUGCCCUGCAGCAAGGGCUUCUACACAAAUUUCACUGGAAGUCCAUUAUGUCACCCCUGUCCUUCUGGAUCCUUCAACAAUAAUACUGGUCUAGACAGCUGCACAAGUUGUUCACCAGGUUUCUUUUCAUCACAGGUCAGUUCCACUUCGUGUUCACCAUGUGCGCUGGGAAGUUUUUGCAACGCCUCUGGUUGUUCACAUUGCCAGAUUUGCCCUGGAGGAAAAGAGGCUCUACAGACCGCUGCUAAAGACUGCACACCAUGUCGGCCAGGCAUGCACAAGGCUUCCCAUCAGACUAUGUGUCAAAUCUGCGGCAGUGGCUCCUUCCAGAUCCACUGGGGCCAGGAAAGCUGUGAUGUCUGCCCAGAGAAUCACUACUGCCCUAGUCCAGAUGUGAACCCCAUUCUGUGUCCAAGUGAUGCCUUUUGUCCGGAGGGCAGCUUGUCUCCAGGCUACUGCAUGGAGACCUUCUUCCGCAAAGCAGGGGAUACUUGUGAAUUGGCUCCUGUCACUAUUGCUCUAUUAGUUAUUGGGGGUGGAGUGGCCUUGCUCUUCAUCAUUUUAAUGAUUCUGCGUCGACGGAGAGACACUGAUGGAGAGCUGGCCGUAGCUCGAGCGCCAUUGCUAUGCAAAGAGCGACCUCAAGGUCGAUACUAUGGGAUCCCCUGUGAUGCAGAACCUGUAUAUGCUGGCUGGUGAACCAAAGGACCUCAGUUCAUGUUUCUUACAAUAAAGUGCUUGGUCGGACAACAAA